Messenger RNA from Myripristis murdjan (pinecone soldierfish), 6503 nucleotides. Its product is annotated as KIAA1549-like b. The transcript has 22 exons. Lineage: Eukaryota; Metazoa; Chordata; Actinopteri; Holocentriformes; Holocentridae. The record is from RefSeq and is a predicted model, not a curated record. Bases 14 to 4018 code for a protein of 1334 amino acids.
UGGAUCAGGGGGGAUGCUUGCAAACUGUCUGCUGUACAUGGGAAUGCUUUCACUUCUUGCCCGGUGCGCCUUGGCCGCAGAGGACAGAAUCACCUAUGAUGCCUCCGGCUCCUCAUCUUUACCAAGCGAGCCCACAGUCACAGCUGUUCCUGCUCAUUCAUUGGCCAACCUGCCCGUGGCUGAGGAGGUGCCUUUCUCAGUCAUCCAUUCAAAUGUCGAGGCUGUGUCUGAGGGGGAAAGGUUAAGAGGGCAGCCUGCAUUCUCCUCCAUUCUAACCUUUUUGGCAGGAACUGUCAAAUAUCCGCUGAGCCUUGCUCAAAGCAGAGCCUCUCCAGCUAUCACCAGGGACAAGAACCACACCAGCCAAUGGCCUUCAGACAAUUUUAGCCAGGCAGAUUCCCAUCCCUUACAGGAAGUGACUGAGAUGUUUGUUGUCAUUACAGAGACGGGUGCAGAUGAGUUAACAACUGGAACAUCCAGAGCUAUGGGGCUCACUAUUCCCAAAGAAAAAGAGACUAAUCUAACCAAUUCUCAAUCUGAUGACAUUACCGUUUCCUCUGGGCCCACCGAGACGCCAUCUCAGGUAUCACCUCUAACCCCUCGACAGGACACCACGACAGCCUCCUUGAAGCUCACCACCACGACAGCAGCUUCAGCCUCCAGAAUUAAAAACCCCACCACCACACCUUCUGCAAAAGUCAUCACGGGAACCCCGCAGCCAAUCACCACAACCACAUCACAGCCUACCCCUAUGACCAGGAGAACAACAACCACCUCAACCACCAAGAGUCAGGCCAACAGAAGAACAUUCACUCCUCCUGCCCCUCCAAGGACGAGCCCCCCCAGAGGGGUCACCACUGUUUUCCUCUCCCCUUUCACCACCACCACCACAGAAGCUCCACCACAGCAGUGCAACAUCACAGAGAGAAUGUGGGUGAAAACAGUUGUCUCCAUCUAUGUGAGAAGGAACAGGCUGGACAGCAUCCAGAGGCAGAACCUACGCAGGGCGCUGAGUCAGGGCCUGCGGAAAGCUCUGAAUGAUAGCACAGCCCAGGCUCAGGUGGAGACUGUGUUCGGUUCGCCCAACAUGACGGUGGCUUAUCAUGUGACCGGAGGGGACAUGGUUUACCCUCCCUCUGUAGUGCUGGAGGGCUUGGGCUCCUAUGGCCGUGAUAGGCUGAUAGCAGAUCUACGACAGUACCUCCCCAUGGUAACAGCCUUGCCCCUCCCCGCUGCAUUAUGGAGACCCAGCCCAGCCACUGGCUUCCAGCUGAAAACAGUGCUGCGGUUUGUAGGAGCAGGUGACGAUCCCCGGUCCUGUCGCUUCUCUCAAAUGAUGGAACAGAGGCUUGAGAACGUGCUCUCUGAAGCACAGGCCAAAGUGCUCAACACCCACAGCAGGCUCUCUGUCCAGAUGCUAAGUGUGUCCCAUGUGGCGGGCUCUCCUGCUGUGUCAUUGAUCUACACUGUGAGGAAUGGGACUGUCUUUCUCAAUGGCACUGCCGCUUCAAACCUCCUGGGUCGCCUGUCAGCUGAAGUGGUGGGCUACUUCCUCUUCUAUCCACCACUUAUCAUUGCUGAGCCACUAGAGUACCACAAUCUGAACACCUCCAUUGCUACCAGAGACUUCUGGGUCAUCACAGUGAUUCAGGAUGUGGAUAACUCCAGCCUGGAGGGGCAUUACCAAAGCUUUGCCAGUCUAAUGGAACAGAGGCUCGCUGAGCUGUUUAUGGUGGCAGGCCAGCAGGGUACUCGUUUCAGGAGAGCUACCACUGUAGGCAGCUACACUGUCCAGAUGGUGAGCAUACGGAGGGUGGCAGGGUUAAAGAACCCAGCAGAGAUGACCUACUACGUCCAGCAAAAUGGCAUCCCAUUGCUGGGGACAUCGGCUGCCAAGGUCCUGAACACAGUGGAUUCUCAGACCAUGGCACUCACACUGGGCUACUUUGUCCAACUGCAAGCAGAACCUGUGGUCAAGAACCCUCCUAACAACCUGUGGAUCAUCGCUGCAGUGUUGGCCCCCAUCGGCGUGGUAACACUCAUCAUCAUCAUCAUCACAGCUGUUCUCUGCAGGAAGAACAAGAAUGAUUUUAAAGCCGAUGCCAUUGGCAACCUCAACCCACGUGCUAAGAUGGCCUAUCGGAGAGAUGUGGGCUAUUACCACCAGCCAGUCCAGGGUUUUGACUAUGCCAAGCAGCACCUGGGCCAACAGGGAGGGGAUGAGGAGACCCUGCCUGUCACUCAGGACACACUGGUGAUGCCUCUGCCAAUCCGGGAUGCAACACUCUCCCUGGAAAAGGCCCUGAAACAGGAGGGCACCUCCACCAAGAAGAACCUCACAUCGGACAAACACAAAAGCAGGUUGCCGAGCGAGGACGGUUCCGUCAUCAGCAACGAAUCAGAGAAGCUGAAUUCCGGCAGGGUCUUGACAGUGCAGAAAGUCACAGCGCAGCAGAAACUGACAAAGGAGGAGACUCGCAAGAGGGAUGAUCCAUAUGACACCUCCUCUGGCUCCAUGCAGCUCAUUUCCAUCAAGCCUAUGGCAGCUCAUCCCACCUACUCACACCCUGCCUCUGACCGCAGCCAGGACUCAGCCAUCCUCAAUGGAGAGGUGAGCUUAGCUCUGAAGCAGAAGUCAGAUAUAGAGCACUACAGGAACAAACUAAGGCUGAAAGCUAAGAGGAAGGGCUAUUAUGAUUUCCCCUCAACUGAUGGCAGCAGCAGCAGUAGAGCCCUGGCACAGAGACAGCGGCAUGGGCAUGGCCAUGAGAGGCCAGCUGGUGAGCAUGGCAGACCACUGGAGCCUGAUGACGACCGGGGUUCCACUUAUAUCAAGUCUCGCAGGAGGCACUCACAGGUGGGGCAGACGGCCUAUCGCAGCAGACAGAGCCUAAGCAGUCCCAGCCCGGGGGGAACAGAGAUGGACCUGCUUGUGAUGAGGGAGAGGCCCAGAAGAGGCAUCCGUAACAGCGGCUAUGAUACUGAGCCAGAGCUGAUUGAGGAGACGAAUGUUGACCGUCUAAUGGGGCCACGAGGAUACAUGUAUGGCCGGGGGCUGAAAGGCCACUCAGAGACGUCCACUCUCAGCUCACAGCCCUCUAUUGACGAAGUGCGACAGCAGAUGCACCUGCUGCUGGAGGAGGCUUUCAGUCUGGCUUCGGGGGGGCAGUCCACAUCUGGACGGCACUCGCACCACCACCAUACUGGCAACUACAGCCCUGCACCGCCUCCGCUCCCCUACACCGACGUAGUGACGAGCGCCCCGGGCACAAUGAACCGUGGACGUGGAGGCCUUCAGUGGGUACCAUCUUAUGGAGCAGAAAUGUAUCAGUGCAGCCUGCCAAAACCAGCCUUUCGCUUCACCCAGCUUCCUGAUAUGGCCAUGGGCUCUCCUCCUCCCCCUUUACCACCUCGCUCUGGACCCCCUCCUGGGACCUCUUUAAGACGUUCGUCAUCUGAUUUGGGGCCUAAGGGCAGGAGCUCGGAGACAUCUGUCACUGACAUGCAGGCUCAACAUGACAGCAACCCUUAUGGGCCAACCCCCAGAGCUGCACUCCCAUCUAUCACUGCAGAGCAGCCUGUGUCCAACUACUCAGGAAACCCAAUAACAGCCGUAUAUGCCAUCCCAGCCAGCAGAACCGGCUACUCAGAAUACUUUGUUUCCACGCCACCCACUUCCUACCGGAGUCCCUCCUGGAUGUCCUAUCCACCUGAACCUGAGGAUGUACCACCACAGUGGGCAGACUCUGUGCCCCUGCCGGGGUAUGUGGAGGCUUUUCCUCAUCCCCGCUAUCCACAGGGUAGCCCCACCCGGCUCCCCCUGCCGUACAACCAGGCACCAGAGCAGCCACCCAUUGCCCCAAACACAGCAUCCCAGCAAAGCCUGCCUCAGGCUGGGAAGGACAUGGACAACAUGCCCCUGAGCAGCCUCUCCACCUCCGCACUUGUACAGGCAAUCCGCCAGGAGGUGGCCAAGCUGGCAAAGAAGCAGAAUGAUAUGUUUGAGUUCCAGGUGUAAUUCUGCCUCCUAAUGUCCGGGAGACAGCUUGACAUGUGUUGGUCUCAUUUCAACAGACACUCCAAGGUGGACCUCCUUCAAACUGAUUUUUGAUGUUUGUACUGGAAGACUGAUCUUCUUUACUCACAGAUUUUUUUCUUUCAUUCUAUCUCACACCGUUCAUGGUGUUUUUUCGGUUCCUGACUUUAAGGUACUGAAAGGUGAUGAUUUUUUUCUGACGCAAACUCUUGUCAUCUUCUAUUAAUGAUGUCUGAAGUAACUACUGUACAUGCAUCGCUUCAUUGUAGAUAUGUCAAUAGGACACUCAAUGGUAAAUAUUAUCAUGGAGGAGAUGUUUUUUUCCCAAGAUUAGUAAUUUUAUUCUGAAUCAAUACAAGCUGAAGAGAGAGAGAAAGUAGCAUUAUUCUGUCUGUACUGAAAGGACCAAAUUAUUACUAACAUAUGGUUAAGUAUAGACCACAAUGUAUAUAAGCAUGUACAGUGUAAGGACACCAUAUAUCUUAUCUCUUUUUAUAGACCUCAUUAGCUUCAAUAAAAUGGGUGACACCAAUAUUGGUUAAAUCAGUUUCAGUAUCGUCAAAUCGCCAUAUCAGUUUUCAAAUUUCUUCAUGAUCUGUUGUCACAGCAAAUAGUAAAGCUACAACAACCACAACACCAACAGUCCAUUCUUGCUGGUUGCAUAAUUUUCUGAAUUUGAAAUAGCAAUUCUUAUUCCUGCCAAUCAACAGUUGAGAAAGAAAUUUGCAUCUGCUUUUUUGGAGUAAACCCAGCAUUUUACAGUAUGUAUUUGACUGCUAAAAAACACACAAUCCCCAGCUGCAUAUACCAUGUUGUACACUUGAAAGCUGAUGAAAAUUGUUGCCUCUAUGUAUUUGAAAUAAAAUUAAGCAUUUAUCCUAGUAUAAUUUGUUUUGGUGUACUCCAGAAAGCAUACUGACUUGAGAAAAGAUUUUCGAAUAGCAACGAGUGGUUAUUGAGUAUUGCCGUUUUUGAAUACUGAAGUACACUGACUCUUAAGGAGAGAGCGGUAUGCAACAAUUGUUGUUAAUGCGUUUGAACUUGAAAUGAACUUUGAUUCUAUUAUAAACUAUUAUUUAUUGAUCUUUUCUCUAUUAUGUUGCUUUUACAGCUAUGACAGAACCAUUUUACUGCUCAUAAUUCUGAAAAGAAAAAAAAAACUGUACUAAGUUUAUUUAUAGUUGCAGCUAGAUGAACAUCUCAGAAUGGCUGAUUUAUUCUGAGCCUUGUGAUCUGAAGAUGCACAGAUGUUUCAAUGCACAUACAACCCAAACGCCUUUGGCACAAAGCUAGUCUCUUUGCUGCUGGCAGUGAUGGCACAGUUCCUUGUAAAGUUGGGAUUUAGACAAGGUGGCUCCCUAGUAGUUCAUUCGGUCAUGUGACCUGAUGACUGAUCACAGAUCAGUACUCCUGCUCUAAGAAACAUUUUGUGUGCGAACCUUGAACUGUUUGUGUAAUUUAAAAUUGUGAAUGUCUGCCAGAGAGUGUCAGCUCCUAUUGAUUGUACUGUACUUUUCUUUUUCCAAGAGUUUUUUCAGAAGCACUUUAUUCUGUCUGCAUUCCUGAACAUGUCGGUGUGAUUUGUCAGUGUGCCCUGGAAAUGUCAUCUAACCUAAGGUGCAAAGCCCAAACAUUAAGUUUUGUAAUACUGAGGUAGAUAUUUUCAUUUCAAACAGGUAUUUCAUAACUUCACGUAGGAGUAAAAUCUGUGUCUUUCCAUUAUUUAACAGUCCUAAUCAUAUGUUAUUGUGCCAUAAGAGUCCUCACCAGGUUAUGGUGAGUUCAACUUCUACUGCAGACUUGUUAGCUUGGAAAUCAAAGCUGUUAUCAACUGAUCGACGAUGUGCAACAGGGGUUCUGUCGUGUAUUUGCACAAACAACUCUAAGAUGUUAUAAAUUGCCUACCUUAACUAUACCAGUGCAAAUCUCAUUCUUACUGUAAUCAGUGCCAAGAACACAGUCAGUCAAGAUAUAAAGACACCUAAAAAUGAGAAAUACCUGUAAGGUGUUAUUUCCUUUUGGACAAAACUGUCGCUAUGACAGCAGGCUUGGAUAUACGUAAGACCUUUUGCAUAUCAAGCCCUCUCUCUCUUCCAUUUUCCAUUAUCCAUGCCUGUUGCUGUGUAGAUAUAAAGAAAUAUGUCUCAAUCCCAACAAGAACUUUAUGGUCAGUUGUGUUCCCAGGGUUUUUCUUUUUCUUCUUUUUUUGACUUAACCAGAGGAACACUUGUAGUUACAGUCUUAUGGCAAAUGAUAUAAAAGAAAACUUUUUUUUUGUAUUACAUAAGUGAACAUUUUUCACUAUUCCAUGCUGGAUAACUGAUAGAAAUUGCCAAAUUUGGAAUGAGUUAAAACAAGGUUUAAGAUGGUUUAAUAUUGGUUUGAAAAAUUGUUGACUAGUAUUUAUUCUAUAAAACGAAAUAUUAAGUGAGCUCUAACUCAAUUAAAUUCAAUGUUUUUUUGUCUU